CAGACUUUGUCCAAGGACGGCCCCUUAAAUGUCUUAGGAGUAGAACAGUUGAGAGGAAUGUUGGCUUGGUGGUAGACGGAGCAGCGGAGGAAGGAGGCUUGACUGUUAUCAGGAGCUGGCAUCAUGAGAGGUCUCUGUGUGUCACUAGUUUUCUUACACCUUCUUGGGACUAGUUUAAGCCAGUUCCCUCGCCCGUGUGCCAACUCUGAGGGUCUUCGGACUAAAGAGUGUUGCCCGGUGUGGGAUGGAGACGGGUCAGCCUGCGGGGCUCUUUCGGGCCGUGGCUUCUGCACAGAGGUGGAGAUUCGGGACGAGCCGCACGGGCCACAGUACCCUCACCGAGGCAUUGACGACAGAGAGCAGUGGCCUCUGGCUUUCUUCAACCGGACGUGCCAGUGUGCGGGGAACUACGGUGGCUUCAACUGUGGGGAGUGUCGAUUUGGGUACUGGGGUGCCAAUUGUGCCGAAUACCGUGAAACUGUGCGGCGAAACAUCCUGAACCUGCCGCCAGCCGAGCAACAGAAAUUCCUCUCCUACCUCAAUCUGGCUAAGAACACAAUCAGCCGAGACUACGUCAUCUCCACGGGGACCAGAGCAGAGAUGGGCGAAAAUGGUGAAAACCCAAUGUUCUCUGAUAUCAACACCUACGAUCUGUUUGUCUGGAUGCACUACUACGUGUCCCGGGACACCUUCCUGGGAGGACCGGGGAACGUUUGGAGGGACGUCGACUUCGCCCACGAGUCCGCCGCCUUCCUGCCCUGGCACAGAGUCUACCUGCUCCACUGGGAGAACGAGAUCCGGAAGCUGACCGGAGAUUUCAACUUCACCAUCCCGUACUGGGACUGGAGGAACGCUCAGAGCUGCGAGGUGUGCACUGACUCUCUGAUGGGAGGAAGGAGCCCCCUCAACCCCAGCCUCAUCAGUCCUGCAUCCGUCUUCUCCUCUUGGAAGGUGAUCUGCACCCAGCCAGAGGAAUACAACAGUCGGGAGGCUGUGUGCAACGCCACUGCCGAGGGCCCACUGUUGCGUAACCCCGGCAAUCACGACACCACCCGAGUCCAGCGCCUCCCCACUGCAGCGGACGUGGACUUCACCGUGAACAUACCGCAGUACGAGACUGGAACCAUGGACCGCUUCUCCAACAUGAGCUUCAGGAACAUGCUGGAAGGCUUCGCCAGCCCUGUGACAGGACUAGCCACGCCAGGCAUGAGUACCAUGCACAACGCCAUGCACGUCUUCAUGAACGGCACCAUGUCAUCCGUGCAGGGUUCUGCAAAUGACCCCAUAUUCCUGCUGCACCACGCUUUCAUCGACAGCAUCUUUGAGCGUUGGCUGAGGCUCCAUCGACCCCCUCGAUCUUCCUAUCCUCUUUCCAAUGCACCAAUAGGCCACAAUGACGGCUACUUCAUGGUCCCCUUCAUGCCUCUGUUCCGAAAUGGAGACUAUUUUCUGACCAAUAAAGAGCUUGGUUUUGAGUACGCCUAUUUGCUGGACCCUGGUCAGAGAUUCGUGCAGGAGUUCUUGACCCCCUACCUGGAGCAGGCGCAGCAGAUCUGGCAGUGGCUGCUGGCCGCCGGCCUCCUCGGGGCGGUCAUCGCCUCCUUAAUCGCAGUGGUUGCCGUGGCAGCAAGAAGGAAGUGGAAGCGGAACCAGCGGAGGAAGCGAAUGUCCAUUUAUGGGGAGCGGCAGCCGCUUCUCCAGAGCAGCUCAGAGGAAGGGUCCUCAUACCAAACAACUCUGUAACACACCCCGGCGAUGAACACGGACCCAGGCUCGGUCUUCCUGGUGCGAAUUGUGAAUCCUCCAUACAGAAACAUUGUCACUAUCAGGGCUGGAACUUUUUUCUGUCAAGUUAAAUCCAUGAAAAAUUCACUGUUCUCUCAGGAAAGUGAGACGAGUCCAGGUCAAAGAUGUUUGUGACCUACAGAAUGAGGUCAGCUGCAGCUACUUUCACUCUAUUUAUAUUUAAUACUCUCACCCCAUGAUAAGGCAAGAAACAAUAUAUGUGCAUUUUUUUAAAUGAGCAUAAGAGGUGCUAAUGAAUGAUUGAAGGACGUUGUUUCCAGUGUACUGUAAAUGAUUAAAAAAAAUGUUGCUUGGUCAUUUUGACAAAAAACAAAUAUCUCCCUGUAAAUGUAAAUCAAUGAGCAAUGAACCAACGCAAGUGACUUGUAAAGACACAAGCUAAUAAAA
Messenger RNA from Synchiropus splendidus (mandarinfish), 2193 nucleotides. RefSeq names its product tyrosinase (gene tyr). Gene Ontology annotation, molecular function: tyrosinase activity. The record is from RefSeq and is a predicted model, not a curated record. The transcript has 6 exons. Lineage: Eukaryota; Metazoa; Chordata; Actinopteri; Syngnathiformes; Callionymidae. Gene Ontology annotation, biological process: melanin biosynthetic process; pigmentation. The coding region runs from base 124 to 1743 and encodes 539 amino acids.